Molecule: messenger RNA, 582 nt
Organism: Theobroma cacao (cacao)
Lineage: Eukaryota; Viridiplantae; Streptophyta; Magnoliopsida; Malvales; Malvaceae
Source: RefSeq, a predicted model, not a curated record
AUGGCGAAUAGUUUGUCACUUAGAAGCAUAUUUGAUGCAAACAAGUUGAUAGGCCCAAAUUUCAUUGAUUGGUUUCAUAAUAUCAAGAUUGUCUCGAAACAAGAGAAAAAGGCUUAUGUCCUAGAUGGUCCUGCUCCUGAGGAACCUAGCGAUGAUGCUACAAAUGAGGAAAAAGAAGCUUAUAGAGUUUAUAUGGAUGAUCUCGAUCAAGCCACAUGUGUAAUGUUGGCUAGUAUGGCUCCAAAUCUUCAAAAGCAACAUGAAGCUAUGGAUGCUCUAUAUAUUAUCCUAAACCUUAGAGAAAUGUUCUAUAAAGAAAGUCGCACAGAGAGAUUCAACAUUUCAAGAGAAUUGUUCCAAUGUAAGAUGUCUGAAGGAAGCUCAAUAAGGCCUCAUGUGCUUAAGAUGAUAAGAUAUAUCACUCAACUUGAGCAGUUGGGUUGGGUUAUGGAUCAUGAUUUGAGCAUAUACCUUGUACUUUCUUUGUUACUAGAGAGCUAUUCACAGUUUGCGUUGAACUUCAACAUGAACAAGAUUGAGGUAACCCUUUUCGGGCUUAUUGAAUAUGCUCACACAGGUUGA